ACUGCCCACACACUACCAGUGAGGAGACUGUCAACACUCACUACCAGUAGGGAGACUGCGUACAUACUACCAGUAGGGAGACUGCGUACAUACUACCAGUAGGGAGACUGCGUACAUACUACCAGUAGGGAGACUGCGUACAUACUACCAGUAGGAAGACUGCCUACACACUACCAGUAGGAAGACUGCCUACAUACUACCAGUAGGGAGACUGCGUACAUACUACCAGUAGGGAGACUGCGUACAUACUACCAGUAGGAAGACUGCCUACACACUACCAGUAGGGAGACUGCGUACAUACUACCAGUAGGAAGACUGCCUACACACUACCAGUAGGAAGACUGCCUACAUACUACCAGACCUAGAGGAGGAUAUGGAUAUCACAGAUUCACCUGUGAAGGGAGGUAUCUCUAUACUUCACACAGAGGAGGAUGGGAAACACCACUAUGAAGUGGAGAAUAUCCUCAAGUUCAAGAAAGGAGGACAAGGAGGAGGAGCCUUUGCCAGUGAAGGAGACAAGCUCCUGACCAUCAAUGGAGUGGACCUACAGGAUCUAUCCCCAGAGGCCUUCGCCAAGAUUCUGACGGAAGGAAACCCCAUGUUGACUGUCCACCAAGCCAGCAGGGCUCCUCCACCAGGGAGAUGCCCAGAGGAGGGGGCUGAGGCCAGGGCUCUCCACCCGGUCUCCAAGGAGAGCACCAUACUCAGCUUCAGCCUGGAGAUGAGACGAGAGGAUGACCUGGACGACCUGGAGAGUGACUCCUAUCGCCCCAUGGAAGACCUCACAGAAGAGGAUGUCAACACAGCCGAUGGGGAGGUUGACGAUCUGUUCCUGGUUGCCAUGACGAACACCAGAAUCUCUGUGGUGAGGGGGCGUGGCUGCGGUGACGGGAGCUCUUGUCACAACUGUGGCAAGUCGGAUUGUAACUUCAACGAGGUUGUCAUGGUCGCAGAGUCCAGCAAAGUCACCCUGGUGUCACGAGGAAUGGGCAACUUGGAAAAAGUACAGCAGGUGGACAACCUCUUUAUUGAAAACUAUUUAUGUCGCACGUACCUUCGGCGUAGACUCACACAUAAGAUGUGGAGUUUUCCUAGUUUGUCAGCAACUCCAGAGAAGAUCACCAUCUAUCACUACAAGUCUGACUGUGUGGACGGAGAGUUUCGAGGGGUCCCUGUGGUGCUCAACUUCACCAGCUCUAACUGUUUCCUCAAGUGUGUUAAGGACGGAGAGCGAGUCUCUCUCUGUGUUGGGGUGAGCACAUACCCUUCAGCUUUCUGCUGCUCAGACUAAUGUUAACAAGGCCCUGACAAACAAAACUACAAAAGGAGAGUAUCAAGUUGGGUUCUCAUACUAUAUUUAUUGCAGGGCAGCAAGGAGGGAGCUUGUGCAUCAAAACAGUACAACAGACUCUCAAUACUACUUCUCUAAAGAGAGGAUAUUUCUACAGAUACACAAAUAACUCCUCACAAGGUCACAGCAUACCCUGACUAUACCCUGACUAUACCCUGACUAUACCCUGACUAUACCGAACAAUAGGAACACCUUUCUAAUAUUGAGUUGCACCCCCAGUCCCCCCUUUUGCCCUCAAAACAGCCUCAAUUUGUCGGGGCAUGAACUCAACAAGGUGUCAAAUGCAGGGUCAGGUGGUUCAAGGCCCUCUAAUAGACAUUGGGGUCAGGUGGUUCAAGGCCCUCUAAUAGACAUUGGGGUCAGGUGGUUCAAGGCCCUCUAAUAGACAUUGGGGUCAGGAGUUUCAAGGCCCUCUAAUAGACAUUGGGGUCAGGUGGUUCAAGGCCCUCUAAUAGACAUUGGGGUCAGGUGGUUCAAGGCCCUCUAAUAGACAUUGGGGUCAGGAGUUUCAAGGCCCUCUAAUAGACAUUGGGGUCAGGUGGUUCAAGGCCCUCUAAUAGACAUUGGGGUCAGGUGGUUCAAGGCCCUCUAAUAGACAUUGGGGUCAGGUGCUUCAAGGCCCUCUAAUAGACAUUGGGGUCAGGUGGUUCAAGGCCCUCUAAUAGACAUUGGGGUCAGGAGUUUCAAGGCCCUCUAAUAGACAUUGGGGUCAGGAGUUUCAAGGCCCUCUAAUAGACAUUGGGGUCAGGUGCUUCAAGGCCCUCUAAUAGACAUUGGGGUCAGGAGUUUCAAGGCCCUCUAAUAGACAUUGGGGUCAGGUGGUUCAAGGCCCUCUAAUAGACAUUGGGGUCAGGUGGUUCAAGGCCCUCUAAUAGACAUUGGGGUCAGGUGGUUCAAG
Molecule: messenger RNA, 2249 nt
Organism: Oncorhynchus gorbuscha (pink salmon)
Lineage: Eukaryota; Metazoa; Chordata; Actinopteri; Salmoniformes; Salmonidae
Exons: 7
Coding region: 374-1291 (305 amino acids)
Source: RefSeq, a predicted model, not a curated record